AAAUUCUUACACUGAGCAUGCGCAGUGAGCGCUGGUAAUGAUUUUUUUUUUCCUGGUCCGAAUUGUCACAUGACCAGAGGGAAGUCAGGCUCCGGACCUGUUCGUACCCCGAGUUUACUAAUGGCAUUUUUAUCCAGCUGACAUGGCAGGCUGAGUUCAUAAGAACCAUGACGCUCCAAGCUCCUCGAAUGUCAGUGUUCACCUUCCAGUCUGCGGUGCACAGCGCCCAUGUCCUCCAGUGUCUGAAUGACCAGAGGCAGCGGGACGUCCUGUGUGAUGUGACGGUGUUGGUGGGAGACAGGAGUUUCCGGGCCCAUUGCUCCGUCUUGGCCUCUUGCAGCGACUACUUUCGCAGCAGGGUGACCAGCGUCACCAGACAGAAUCCUAUUGUUACCUUGCCUGAUGAGGUGACCGCGGAAGGGUUUGAACCUUUGCUUCAGUUCGCCUACACAUCAAAGCUGCUUUUCACCAAAGAAAACAUUCAUGCAAUUCACAGCAGUGCUGAGUUUUUAGGAUUUCACAACUUGGAGUCAGCGUGCUUUGAUUUCCUCAUCCCAAAGUUUUCUGAAGGCAAAGGAACACCACAGGAGGUCAGGCAAAGAGCCUGUUGUCAGAGCCAGGAUCCCAGUGCCAGUUUUGGCUCCGGUGUAGAGAGUAGCCAACCAGAGUCUUAUGCGUCACACAGCUCAGUGCCUUCAGGAGAUGAUGAACAAACAGGCUUCUCAUCGCAGUGUCCUCAGAGCGCGCAGGGUCCGACGAACAGUGGGGAGGAACACUUCUGUUUGGAGAGCUGUGGUCCGCAAAUGGCCCAAUUGUCUCUGGCGUUAACAGGAAAUGGCGUGUGUCCUAUGCUGUCUUUGCCGUGCCCUGACUCUAACAAAGCAGGCCAUCCCUCUCCGUUUUGUGAAAGAGAUAUCUUAGAAAUGGGAAGCGUUUGCAACGAAAGUGAGUUGAGUUUGACACACUGUGGCUUACCCCGCGAGCUUCCGACCCCAGGGCAGGCAAAUCCACCAGAACUCAUUGAGCAAGCGGGCACCGACAUGAAACAGACUGUGGAGACGCUCGGUGCUGAAAGCAGCUGUGACCCCAGCUCAUGUCCACUCAAGAUAUCAGAGGCGGUCGAUUGCGACACAGUAUUAGAGAAGAGUGAGGCCCCAUUUGAAGAGGGAAUGACAGGUGAUCUGUCAGACCCUACGCUGACCGCUCUGAGUCAUGACGAGCCGUUCGGGGAAAGGAGCCGUGAGGAAAGGGAAGUGGCUGAACAUUUGGCAAAAGGGUUUUGGCCUGACCUGUGCCCAUCUCAGGUUCCACCACUGCCCCUUGACCCUGUGGACCAAAACAAUCUGGCAAAAGCGUCCGAUUUUCACUGGCUGAAGCAGCUGGACUUGAGCUCCAGUGUAGGAGACUGUCCCUUCCUCAGAGACCUUGGGACAGGCGAUGAACCUGCCGCACACGCUGACAACUUGUCCCAGGCAGAGAAGAGUCCCUACAUGUCCCCCUCGCUCAACUCUGGGGAUGACUCUGACCUGGACACAGAUGGAGACACUGAGGCCAACAACAAACGAGCAGCUGAGAUUCAGCUCCCGUUCCCAGUGGAGCAGAUCUCUGCGUUGAGUCGCAGCGCCUUCCAGCAGCUUUUGAGACAGCACAACCUGACUCAGGAUCAGCUGGAGUUUGUCCACGAUGUCCGUCGACGGAGUAAAAACCGCGUGGCUGCACAGCGCUGCCGAAAGAGGAAACUGGACAGCAUACACCAGCUCGAAUGUGAAAUCAAAAAAUUAAAAAGUGAAAAAGAGGUGCUGCUGCAGGAGCAAACAGAGCUCAAGCAAAGUCUUGAGGAGAUGCAGAAGAGCCUGCGCGGGCUGUGCAAGAAUGUCAGCAUCGAGUCUGGCUCCGACCAGGACCACCUGCAUCUUCUCGCCAAGCUCUCCUCACCGGACUUUCCCAUCUCUUCCUCUGGCCUCGAGGGAAAAAACAAAGAGCCACAGAUCACUAUUGAAAUGGUAAGUUGCUCUUCGGUUUGUGAACAAAGUGGGCCACCUGCAGACUCGGUUCACACGAAUGCACCGCAGGCCACCGCAGAAGAUGCAGGCUGCCCUGUUCCUUUGCCCAACGCCUGUCUGGACACGAACAACAGCCUAUAAUUGGACUCCAAUUCUUUUGUCAUUUCUAAUUAUGCAGGACCACAAGGCUAAUGGUGGACCACGAUUGUAUACUGUAUUCCUCUUUGUGGAUGAAAAAAAAGGUUUCCUUUAUAUUGUGCUGAAUUAUUUCUGCCUGAUUGAGGCAUCUUAAAUGGACACUGAAAUGUGAAACAUUUCUUUCUCUGGAUUUCUAAUCUGGAUUUUACUGUAAUAAACAGAUUUCAGUAUUCGUCAGUUUUAAGGUGCAGACAAUUUUCAGGUAAUUCCCAAACAUUUCAAUCUGUAAAUUAGGUUUUUCUCAGGGAAACUCAUAACCUGACUGUGUUUUGAAUCUCGCUGCACAUCCUCACCUCCUUCAACCUGCUCAUUUAGGAACAUUUAUACUAAGGCAUCUAUAAUUACAAUCGGUAUGAUUUUAUGUUGUUUCUUUGAUUAAAUAUGCACGUCACUAACUGAACUUUUUAGAUUAGAUUAAUACGGAUAGUUUGAAGGAAUAACUGUGGAAAAACUCGAGGAAUGGUUAUAGUGUGUCUGAAAUGUUACAAUGGAACAUAAGAAAUUAUGUUAUCUGAUGCAAAAUGUGCCUUAUGCAAUAGUGUAGCGUGACUUCUGAAAGAUUAAGGUGUUAUUUUUGCAUAUUCUUGUCUUAAGCACUGUUGCACAUUAACCCAGAGCUAAUAUGGAUGGCAUUAUCUUACAUUUAGGUCUGUUUGCAUGUUGAGGAUUUUUUUAUUAAAUGCUUUCAUGAAAUAACAGAUUUAAAUAAACGUUUAUUACCA
Molecule: messenger RNA, 2923 nt
Organism: Mugil cephalus (flathead mullet)
Lineage: Eukaryota; Metazoa; Chordata; Actinopteri; Mugiliformes; Mugilidae
Product: transcription regulator protein BACH1-like
Exons: 5
Coding region: 168-2144 (658 amino acids)
Biological process (GO): regulation of transcription by RNA polymerase II
Molecular function (GO): protein binding; RNA polymerase II cis-regulatory region sequence-specific DNA binding; DNA-binding transcription factor activity, RNA polymerase II-specific
Source: RefSeq, a predicted model, not a curated record